CCAGUACGCGGUUGCGGCACUCGAGACCGUUUCAGCCCCAGCGGCCAUCUUUUCUAAGAGCAAUGUGCUCUGCCUUCUGCUACUUCAAUCUUGCUGUUAUUCGGGCUGUCUUGGUUCUUUUGCCAAUCUCCUCAUUUCUGAUUCGAUUACACAGGGAAACUCCGAAUAUAGCCCUCUCUAUUGCUCUUUAAUGGGUUUAUUUAUUGAAGAAAAUUAUUUAUUUUGUUUAUUUAUUUAGUUUAUUUGAUUUGGCGAAUGGACUUCGUUCCCUUUGCUUUUGUAAUAAGCAAAUGAAACACAGUAACGUCAGUAACACAGAUGUCAAGUGUCAGUUUCCACGUGGGGUCAGCUUAGAUUGAGUCUGGUGUUAAAUUUGAAUUAACUUUGAUUCUAGUUGCAUUUAUUAAUUAAAUUUAUAGCAAUGGUAAAAGUUAAGAAACCUUCCAAAGUAAAACAACGAAUCACUGAACCCGUAACUAAAGAUGAAAAUGUACCUUUACCUCCAGUACGAAUGUCUAGUGAUCCUGCACCCAAACAGGUGAAAUGGAUAAACAGACAGAGGGUACUCGUCUUUGCGAUGAGAGGUAUCAAUCAUCGUCACAGGCAUUUAAUGGAAGAUAUUAAGAAAUUAAUGCCACAUCAUAAGACAGAGUCCAAAAUGGAGAGAAGCAAAAACUUGUAUGUUGUUAAUGAAAUUAGCGAGAUGAAAAACUGCAACAAAUGCAUUUUAUUUGAAGGAAGAAAGAUGAGGGAUUUAUAUAUGUGGAUAUCUAAUAUACCCAAUGGACCAAGUGCUAAAUUUUUGGUGGAAAACAUUUAUACUAUGGGGGAACUGAAAAUGACUGGCAAUUGUUUGAGAGGAUCUAGGCCUUUGUUAUCUUUCGAUCCACAGUUUACAAAAGAUCCUCACUACUGCUUACUGAAAGAAUUACUGGUACAAAUUUUUGGUGUACCUAAUUAUCAUCCAAAAAGUCAACCAUUUUUCGAUCAUGUGUAUACCUUUAUGGUAUUAGAUAACAGAAUUUGGUUCAGAAAUUAUCAGAUUCUGUCUGAAGAUGGUGCUUUAGCUGAAAUAGGACCACGAUUUGUAUUGAAUCCUGUCAAGAUAUUCUCAGGAUCGUUUGGUGGUGCAACAUUAUGGGAAAAUCCUAAAUACAUUAGUCCUGCCAAACUAAGACAGGCUUAUUCUAGAAAAGCAGGUAACAAAUAUGAAAACAGGAUCGAAAAGAAGGCCUUGUAUGAAGCAACAAAACCUGAAACAGGCUACCCUGAUAUAGAAGGUGCAGAUUUCUUCAAAGGAAAUCCAAUAGAAAAGGCAAAGGAAGUGAUUAUAAAAGAGGAAAUUGAAAACGAGACUUCUGUAGCAGAGGGUAGAUUUGUGAAGAAGCCAGUAUUUUCUAUAAAAUCAUCUAACCGUCCUGAUAAGGUUAUCAGAAGGAAACAAUUGAAAGCUAAAAGCAAACUUAUUUCUGAUCAAAUAAAGAAACGAAAACAAUUUAAAAAGAAAAAACCUUCUAAAAUGUAAAUUUUUAUUAUUUUAUAAAAUAAAGCACAUUUUCACACA
Messenger RNA from Bombyx mori (domestic silkworm), 1564 nucleotides. RefSeq names its product ribosome biogenesis protein BRX1 homolog. Gene Ontology annotation, molecular function: rRNA binding. NCBI's taxonomy places the organism in Eukaryota, Metazoa, Arthropoda, Insecta, Lepidoptera, Bombycidae. Gene Ontology annotation, biological process: ribosomal large subunit assembly; rRNA processing. The record is from RefSeq and is a predicted model, not a curated record. Gene Ontology annotation, cellular component: nucleolus. Bases 422 to 1525 code for a protein of 367 amino acids. The transcript is spliced from 5 exons.